AUGGAGACAUAUGUGGUGCAGUGUCCCGACAAAGACUUCAUACGAGUGGGUAGUAAAUAUCGCCUAACAGGACCGAAGAUCAACAUCAAAUCCCACUUCGUUCAUCCACUGUACGGUCUGCAACACAGAUUCGAUUAUGACGUGCAGCUGCUGGAACUAUUUCGAUGUUUAAGCUUUGGGAGGACUGUAUCUAAUAUAGAGAUAAGCCAAGGAGUCUGCGGUGAUGAUGUUAUUGUGACUGGCUGGGGGUAUUCUGAGGAAAAGGGAGACUAUAAUGACAUCCUGCAGCGAGUUAAAAUUGAGGUGGUGCCUUUAGCAGCUUGUCAGAAAGUAAAAAACCCCUGGUACAACCACACGUUGACUACCAGGAUGUUCUGCGCGGGAGACGAACAAGGAGAUGCUUGUCAGGGUGACAGUGGUGGUGCAGCGGUGUCCUAUUCCCGUCUUGUGGGUCUGUCCAGCUUUGGUUAUGGGUGUGGAAGACACCUCCCCGGUGUGUAUGUUAACCUCUCACAUCCCGAUAUAAGAAUAUGGAUCCGACAGUAUACCAGGAUCUAA
Molecule: messenger RNA, 558 nt
Organism: Leptosia nina
Lineage: Eukaryota; Metazoa; Arthropoda; Insecta; Lepidoptera; Pieridae
Source: the annotation of a GenBank genome assembly